Molecule: messenger RNA, 327 nt
Organism: Dentiscutata erythropus
Lineage: Eukaryota; Fungi; Glomeromycota; Glomeromycetes; Diversisporales; Gigasporaceae
Source: the annotation of a GenBank genome assembly
AUGAGAAUAACCACCACAGACUGGAGACAGUCACUUACCGAACAAGAUAGAAAGAGAUAUACUUUUAUGUUCUUUAAGGGAUUAGAAGUAUUUCAAAAAAUUUCUCAAGUUAAUUUUAACAUUGCAAAAUCAUGGGAAACUCAAGCUUAUAAUAGAGCCCAUUCACGAGAAGAAUAUAGUAAUACGAUAGGAAAUAGAUUGAAAGAUUUAAUUAAAAAAGUUCAAGCUGUGGGUAAACGACGAAGGCAACAAUUAAGAGCUUUACGAGUUUUACAAUUACAACAACAAUUUAAUACUCAAAAUACUCAAAAUUCUAUUCAAUCAAGA